Molecule: messenger RNA, 1368 nt
Organism: Capronia epimyces CBS 606.96
Lineage: Eukaryota; Fungi; Ascomycota; Eurotiomycetes; Chaetothyriales; Herpotrichiellaceae
Exons: 2
Coding region: 1-1368 (455 amino acids)
Source: RefSeq, a predicted model, not a curated record
AUGGAGAUUCACUCAGUGCUGCCUGAAGAACGUGCGAGGGACCCGAAAGGCGAGACUCUCCCCUGGGGCUACCGGUACGCCGAUUCCGCCAGGAAUGGCCGACAACCCGAAGAGAGCGGCCCUUUCGGUCGCAAUCGCAGUCUAAGAGUCACCGGAUCACGUACGCCGCGCGCAAGAACUGGCACCACCCCAGUGCGACAGAAGGAGAAUUCAGCAGUCGCGGAUUUUGGUCGGUUGUUCGCCAAAGAACUGACGAAAGAGGAGGAGAGAACCAAGAGCACUCUGACAACACCCUCAGCCAGCGCGGGCGAUGCGGCACGGCCGACGAUCGAACCGGAGGCCGUCCCGACAGAAUGUCUGCUCUACGGCUACGCAUCCAAGGCGUCGGAAUGGAAGGUCUUGUCCAAAUUCGAGCGGAUCGUUGCCCCAGGGUUCAUCUGCGAAGACUAUCCACGUGAAGACCCAAACCUGUUCCUCUCGUCCAAUUCUCCCGUCAGCCUGGCACGAUCUUCGCUGGUGACGCAUGCAAACCUAAGUCGCGAAGCAAUCAGGAAAAGCAGAAUAUACAACGGGGGCCAACAUUGGAUCAAAGUCACCUUCGAUUCGUACCAGGCCGCGGACAAGGCAUGCUUCUACAGCCCGGUCGAGAUCGACGGCUGUAUGGUCCAUUGCGAGAUGUGGCAUGGAAAGGGGCCCGGCGCAGACGUGGCCAUACCCAAUGGACCUCUUGGAACGGAGAAAUCGAAUCUUCUUACCCAACAACCGGACAAUGGUCGAAAAGCCCGGACUCUGAGCGCUUCGCAAUCAACCAGAAUGUUGACAGGGAAAGACUCGGCAGUUGCAGGCUUUGAGCGAGUAUUGCAGACCCUCCCUCGCUCCCAUACGAUGCCCGAUGUGCAGUACGGCCAGCCCACGACCGAUCCUGACGACGAGCUGUCCAUCACGUCCGCUACGGCAUCAUCGGCGACCGCGACAGCGGCCGAGCUCGCUCCUCCGCCGCCGUCCGGUCUUCGAUCCCGUUCCGCCCCCCCACUACCACUGACAGCCAGCCAAGGCGGCGGCCAACACGCAGCGCCGACCGACUCGCAGUACAUGACGCAUAUCAAAGUCAAGAAGGCGGUCCUGCGUCCGAUUUCAGAAGCUCUUCCACCCCAGCCGACGUUGGCGGAGCGGGUACUUAGGAGCAUCCCCGUCGUGACAUGGUUCGUGGGCAGCAGCAAACAGGGAGCUACAGGCGACAUCAUCGGCGAAGGGCCGUUGCUGAAGGAGGAUGGCACCUGGGACCCAGUUAACGGCUGGUACUGGACAUUCUGGCAUUCGGUGGAUGGCUGGCUGGGGACCGAUUUCUGUGGCCUCAAGGACGAUUGA